This is a messenger RNA of Microthlaspi erraticum, 258 nucleotides long. Lineage: Eukaryota; Viridiplantae; Streptophyta; Magnoliopsida; Brassicales; Brassicaceae. The record is from the annotation of a GenBank genome assembly.
AUGGCAGGAGAUAAGAAUGAAAAAUCAAGUGUUGACGUCGUUUCGAAUGCAAAGGUGAUGAAGCAUGAUGGUGAUGCGAUGCAGAAAGUGCAAGUACGUGGAAGAAGUGGAGAAGAGUUUAGCAAGGAAACGACAAAGAUGGUGAUGAAUUCGAAAAAGCCAACAAAGAAAGAGUCAAGUGUUGAGGACGAAGAUGAUCUCGUUGCCUACACUGCUGAUUACUGGAAGCCAAGGCACCAUCCUCCCAAGAACAACUGA